Messenger RNA from Blastomyces dermatitidis ER-3, 2259 nucleotides. RefSeq names its product ubiquitin C-terminal hydrolase. NCBI's taxonomy places the organism in Eukaryota, Fungi, Ascomycota, Eurotiomycetes, Onygenales, Ajellomycetaceae. Gene Ontology annotation, molecular function: protein binding; cysteine-type endopeptidase activity; cysteine-type deubiquitinase activity. The transcript has 11 exons. Gene Ontology annotation, biological process: protein deubiquitination; regulation of protein stability. The record is from RefSeq and is a predicted model, not a curated record. Gene Ontology annotation, cellular component: nucleus; cytosol. Bases 1 to 2259 code for a protein of 752 amino acids.
AUGGCUACGCAAAUGUCCCAAGGCGGGCAGCCUCAAUUGACGGGAGAUGAAUCCAAGCCUCUGGCCACCGAUUGUGAAGCCAUGAUGGCCAAGUUGCUUCCCGUCGACCCGACCUUGGAGACGGCGCAUGAAUCCCAUUUCACCUGGUGCUUACCCAAUUGGACGGAAUUAGAAAAGACAGAGCUGAGCCCGAAAUUUGAGUGCGGUGGAUCCAAAUGGCGAAUACUCCUCUACCCACGCGGAAAUAACCAGGAUCAGCAUUUAUCUAUCUACCUUAAACAUGGCUUCGAUGAUGGAGAAAUGCCAGAGCACUGGCAUGCUUGUGUCCAGUUCGCUGUAGUCCUGUGGAAUACCAAUAGUCCGGAAUCCUACAUCUCACAGAAUGCAAACUUCCGUUUCUCGCCUAAUGACCCUGAUUGGGGCUUCACAAAGUUUUGUGAACUUCGAAGGCUGUUAGGCCAUCUUGGGGAUAAACCAUCCCUGCUGGGUAACGAUGAAGCAAAUAUCACAACUUAUAUUCGCGUAAUCCGAGAUCACACCGGAUCCUUAUAUCACACGUUUUACAACUACGACUCAAAGAAAGUGACUAGCUUCAUUGGUUUGAAAAACCUCGGCUCCACUGGUUAUCUAAACGUUAUAUUGCAGUGUUUUUACUUUACGAACAGCUUUCGCAAGGCUAUCUACCAAUUACCACUUAACCAUGAAUCCAAUAGGAACACGUUCUUGUGGGCAUUGCAACGUCUUUUCUACUCUCUGCAGACCGAUGAUAAGCCAGUGUCACCGCUGGAGUUCACCAAGGGACUUGGAUGGGCCCCUCAGCAACUCCUUAUGCAACAAGACGUCCGGGAGAUGGCUCGAUUGCUCCUAUAUCGAUUUACGAAGGAGCCCAAACUUCCAGACAUCUUUCGCGGCAAAACAAAUACCUAUACUACCAUCGACGGCGCCCAACAAUCAAGAAUAGAAGACUUCUUGGAUAUCAGCAUCAAUAUCCAGAAUAUUCGCUCCCUCGAGGAAAGCUUGGCAGAAUAUAUCCGCGAGAUAGUUGAUGAGGAGCGGACGGAAAAUGGUAUUCGAAAAACUACUAGUGGUGUUCUCUUUGAAACCUUCCCUGAUGUUCUCUAUCUGCACUUGAAAAGAUAUGCGUAUGACAUGGCCCAGCGCCGGCUCAUGAAAGUCAAUGAUUUCUUUGCCUAUCCGGAAGAAUUUGAUGCUUCUCCAUAUCUCUCAGCUGACACCGACAGGUCUGAAUCAUGGGUUUACCGAUUGACCGGUGUUGUCGUUCAUAGCGGCGGUGUUAACGGCGGAAGGUACUGGGUCUUCUUGCGACCUGGAGCUAACCUGCCCUUUUAUAAAUUUAACGAUGACCGGGUUACUGGUGCCAUGUUAACGAAUGUCAUGGAAGACAAUUACGGGGGGGACGGACAGGCAACGAACGCAUACAUGUUAAUUUAUGUCCGGAAAUCAAGGAUAAACGAUAUUCUUGCUAGCGUUACCGCAGCCGAUGUGCCUGCAUAUAUCGGAAACGGAUUGGUGGAGGAACGGGAAAUGGCUGCACGUCUCAAAAAGGAGAAGGAAGAGGAACGCCUCUACCUACACACCGUCUUGGCUUCAGCCUCCCAGUUCCGCCUCCAUAGCGGAUUCGACAUGACUAGCCCCGGCGUGGAUAAUGGCACACGACCACCCUGCGCAUCCGCAAAGAUACAUCAGUUAACGACUUCACGAAAUCCGUUGCUCAGAAGCUGGCAGUGGACCCGGGACGAUGUACCCUGUGGAUUUGCCUCAAUCGCCAGAAUGGAACACGCAGGCCUCACGAGCCUUUACUUCGCGCCAACAUUACCAUCGCGCGGGCAUGUCUCGACGCAAAUUUCACUGGAAGCAACCCUCGUAUAUGGGUUGAGGUUAGCCGAGUCGUUGCAGAACUUCGACGUGAUGAGUCAGACGCUGCGCGGUGUCACUUCACUCUACGUUCUGAAGGAUAGCACAAUUCGUCCCCACAUCGUCACUGUCAUGGGAUGGUCAGAGGAUACGAGGUUUUCAGUUCAUGAAGAAGUAAAACCCACAAUGAUCCUCAACGUGGACCCUAAUUCAACUUUCGAACGGGCCGAACUUGGAAAUGGCGAUAUCCUCUGCGUUCAAAAGCUGGUAAAGCCCAGCGACUUUUACCCUAUGGCCAGGUACCCUCCAAACUUGUUAGCCAAAGAUGUAUUACAGUACUUUGACAAUCUCAGGAAUGAGCGGAACAGGCUAAAAUGCACAUGA